This is a messenger RNA of Dicentrarchus labrax (European seabass), 2374 nucleotides long. RefSeq names its product CASP2 and RIPK1 domain containing adaptor with death domain (gene cradd). Gene Ontology annotation, biological process: regulation of apoptotic process; signal transduction. The record is from RefSeq and is a predicted model, not a curated record. The coding region runs from base 123 to 761 and encodes 212 amino acids. Gene Ontology annotation, cellular component: CBM complex. NCBI's taxonomy places the organism in Eukaryota, Metazoa, Chordata, Actinopteri, Moronidae. The transcript has 3 exons. Gene Ontology annotation, molecular function: death domain binding; protease binding.
GACACAAUAACAUUGAGCAGACAGCCCGGACCGGUAGCGAUAGAGGACUAGUCUUCAUGAUGCAGGGUGAAGUUAGUUAAUUAAGAGACAAUUAGAGACAAUUAGCGGCUCUCAGCUCCAACAUGGAGCCGGCUCACAGAGCUCUGCUGCGGACGCACCGGCUGCAACUGUCCGGGCAGCUACUGGUCAGUGAAACUAUCGUUCCGUUCUUGUACCAGGAGGACAUUUUAACAGAGGCACAAGUGGAGGACAUCGAGUCCCAGCGGACAGACAGACUGAAGACUCUCAGGCUGCUGGACCUCCUGCCGAACCGCGGACCCCGGGCCUUCCACUCCUUCCUGCGGUCUCUGGAGGACUUCAGCUGGGUCCGAGACAGACUGCUGCUGGACCUCCAGAACGCACCUGGACCCGGACCAGGACCCGGACCCACAGGUGAGACACAGACAGACACACCUGGACCCGGACCCACAGGUGAGACACAGACACACCUGGACCCGGACCAGGACCCGGACCCACAGGUGAGACACAGACACACCUGGACCCGGACCCACAGACGUCUGCUGUCUCCCGGAUUCGGUUCUGUUGAGGGUCCCUUCGGACCGGGAGCUGUCCCGGCUGGCGUCUCGGCUGGGUCCGGAGUGGGAGUCAGUCCUGAUGGAUCUGGGUCUGUCUGCGGAGGCUCUGUUCCGAUGCCGGUCCGAUCAUGCUCUCAGCACUCACGGGGCGGUUCUGGCCGGUCUGGUCCAGUGGAGGCGGUCUGAAGGGAAACGGGCCACAGUCCAGAGACUGAUCCAGAGUCUGAAGGCCGCUGACGUCCAUCCGUCCGUCCUGGAAGACGUCCUGCUGGUGGACUGACUCAGCUGCUGAUAAUCAAUCACACAGGUCUCAGUCUGACCGUUUCCAUUCAGACUGUCGGACAGGAGCCGGAUCCUGGAGGGACUAUCUAUCUGUCUAUCCAUCUGUCCAUCUCUGUUGAGCUCCUGAAAACAUUUCAUGAACUUAUUUUUCAUAUUAAACUUUCUUCUGAUUAAAUACAGAAACAAUAAAGAACAGAUCAAUAACCCAUAAAUCUAUGAAUAUAAAAUAUAACACACACAUAUAUAUAAACAUAUAUACACACACAACACACACACACACACACACACACUCUCUUAAGGUGGACUGACGAGAUGUUUGAUUCACCUGCAGGUGUUCAACCCUUAAAGAUCAAUAAGCUGAUUGAUAUUAUAUUUAGGGACCGAGCCAGCGACCGCUGUAGGUCCCUAUUGUAUUUGCUAUGGGUUAACCAAUUCAUAAGUACCACCAUGAGCAAGCACUUAUAACUAACUAACUAACUAAUAUAAUGUUCAUAAUGUAUGUAUCUUUGAUUUAUAGUAUUGUAUUUGAAUGCUUUGCUUUGGCAAUAUUUUUUUUUUUUUUUGAACUUUCAUGGCAAUAAAUCCCAUUUUCAAUUUGAAUUUGAGAGAGAGAGAGAGAGGCAGGCACAGCAACAACUACACUAAUAGUAGUGACUGAUGAUGAUGAACAUGACAACAGCAACGAUGGGGGACAAUGAGCAGUGACAACAGCAACAACAGUAACUGUAGCAAUAAUAAUACUUAUAAUAAUAAUAAUAAUAACACUAAUAUCAGUGAUAUUAGCAAUGGCAGUCAAGCAGGACCAUGGCAGGAGGCUCCACCAGGAUCCAUGAGAACCUGCGAGACGAGAAAGCACAAGAACUCCGGGGAAGAAGUGAAGUUAGUAACAUGCAUUAAUGGAACAUGAAUGAGUGCAGAAAGAGAGAGGAAGAGAGGAGCUCAGUGCACCAUGGGAAAUCCCCCUGACAGUCUAGGCCUAUAGCAGCAUAACUAAGGGAUGGUUCAGGACUCACCUGAUCCAGCCCUAACUAUAAGCUUUAUCAAAGAGGAAUGUCUUAAGCCUACUCUUGAAUGUGGUGAGGGUGUCUGCCUCCCGAACCACAACUGGAAGCUGGUUCCACAGGAGAGGAGCUUGGUAACUGAAGGCUCUGGCUCCUGUUCUACUUUUAGAGACUAUAGGAACCACAAGUAGCCCAGCAUUCAGAGAACGUAGUGUUCUAGUGGGGUAAUAGGGUACUAUGAGCUCUUUAAGAUAUGAAGGGGCCUGACCAUGAAGAGCUUUAUAGGUGAGGAGGAGGAUUUUAAAUUCUGUUCUACAUUUUACAGGGAGCCAAUGCAGAGAAGCUAGUACAGGAGAGAUGUGAUCUCUUUUUCUAGUUCCUGUCAGUACUCGUGCUGCAGCGUUCUGAAUUAAUUGGAGCGUUUUAAUGGACUUAUUGGGGCAACCUGAUAAUAAAGAGUUGCAGUAAUCCAGCCUUGAAGUAACAAAUGCAUGGAUUAGUUUUUCUGCAUCUGUC